Apis florea (little honeybee) is the source of this 5615-nucleotide messenger RNA. RefSeq names its product SREBP cleavage activating protein (gene SCAP). Gene Ontology annotation, cellular component: endoplasmic reticulum membrane; SREBP-SCAP complex; Golgi membrane. The record is from RefSeq and is a predicted model, not a curated record. Gene Ontology annotation, biological process: regulation of cholesterol biosynthetic process; SREBP signaling pathway. NCBI's taxonomy places the organism in Eukaryota, Metazoa, Arthropoda, Insecta, Hymenoptera, Apidae. Gene Ontology annotation, molecular function: sterol binding; protein binding.
UUUAGCACGUGCGUAGCAAAGACAAGAGAGUGAUGACUGGCUGCAUAAUAUUAAUACAUCUGCGAUUGGUCGCAAGUUGGAGGCUCGACUAAAUCGUUUAAAAAUAAAUUAGCACUCAGUGCAGUAUCGUGCGGGUUAAAUUGAAACCGGCCAGUGCACUCGAGAAAUUUACGCCGGUCGUUCGGGUUACAUACUCGUGUCGUUUGAAGUCGUUUCUUGACCACUAACACUUGUGAUCAUAUCUGUGUUCGUUUAUUCAAGGAAUGACGUGCGAUUCAAAGCACGUGUAACCGAUUCGUGUGUUUUACGCUGUAUUGCAAAAUCAAUUGCUGUGUUAUCUACGCAUAAACGUGCAGACGAUAGAUCGAACUUAACCUCAAAGUCGAACAUAGGAUUAUACUUAGGGGUGUAUAAUUCUUUUUAUUUUAUUCAAAACUAACGUGCUGAAAGAUAUCUUAGAUUAUACAAUAUCUGAUGUGUUUUUUAUUGUAUAUAAAUUAUUUUUGAGUGCAUUUUUUGAAGCUCGACUAUAAUGAUGUUAAUAAUUUUAAAAAAAUCUUGACAAUGUUUAUCUAACAGUGACUGUGAUAAAAAGAAUUGGUUCACUUGUUGCUAUGUUGUUCAUUAAUCCCAGAAUGCAAAGUGAGAAGAAAAUAGAUCCGAAAGAAAUGAUAUAAUUAGUAUGGUAGGCAUACGUUAAAUGUUACCAAAAUGUAUAUGAUUUAAAACAUGUUAGUGAGACAGCCUUGAAAUGUUUCGUAGUUUACCAGAUAGGGUGGCAGGGCUAUAUUAUGCCCAUGGCCUGUUUUGUUCAUCUCAUCCUGUUGCAGUCAUUUCAUUGGCAGUUUCAAUUAUAUUACUAUGCUGCUAUCCUUUGGUUAAUUUACCAAUGCCUGGCAAUACGCCACGAACUAUAAUCAAUCAUACCAUUGUACCUGAAAACAAUACAGAAAAUUCUGUGUUUUAUGUACAACAAGUGAUAUUAAGAGUUGGAGUUGUACCAUGGACAGAAGAGUUAACAUUGAUGGAUGCUUUUAGAGGUCCACUGUAUGAAGUUUUUAAUCUUUUAGAGAUUAUACAGAAUUAUCAGCAUCCAAAAACAUUAAAAACACUUGACCAAGUAUGUUUGCAUAUUGAAGCAGUUAAAAAAAGGAAUGGAAAAAAGUCAGAAGUUUUGCCAGAAUAUAACUGUCUUGUUCUUUCCCCUGCAAAUUUAUGGCAACGAAGUAUCGAACUUUAUGCACAAGAUACAAAUCUUAUAAAUACUAUAUAUUCUUAUCAGAAUCUACAAAAAGGUAAAAUUAGUUUAGCAGAGAUAAUGUUUGGCAUGAAUCUUAAAGAAACAGGAAUAAAAAGAUAUCCAAUGCGAAUUAGACAAAGAAUUUUACAAUAUGCAGUAACUAUUUACUUAAAAAACUAUGAUCCUGAAUUUAUAAAAGGAUUACAAUAUAGAUUAAGAAAUUAUUAUCAUCUUCAUCAAAUGGAAAGUGAAAAUACUACAAAUAUUUCAACAGAUGAAACAUUACAUAUUUUUUAUCCUGGUGAAUUUAAUUACAGUGAUUUUUUUCCAUUGAUGAUGACAUUUUUUGCUUUGUUUUUUUAUAUUUAUUUCUCUGUGCGAAAAAUAGAAUUAGUGAAAUCAAAAAUUGGAAUAGCAUUCGGUGCAACUAUAACAGUGAUAGGUUCACUAUCUAUGACUGUGGGUGUAUGCUUUUUUUUUGGUUUAACUUUAAGUCUGAGUGGAAAAGAAGUGUUUCCCUAUUUAGUGAUUAUCGUAGGAUUAGAAAAUGUAUUGGUAUUAACCAAAAGUGUAGUGAGUACUCCAGCACAUUUGGAUGUAAAAAUACGUGUUGCUCAAGCUUUGUCCAAAGAAGGUUGGUCUAUCACCAAAAAUCUACUUACAGAAGUAACAAUCUUAACAAUUGGAUUGUUCACUUUUGUGCCAGCCAUACAAGAAUUUUGUAUAUUUGCUAUUGUGGGAUUGGUCAAUGAUUUUUUUCUUCAAAUGGUUUUUUUUUCCACAAUUCUUGCUAUUGAUAUCAAACGAACUGAACUUUCUAGCGAAACAUCUAAAUUUCACUUUCCGAAUAUACCAACCACGCGUAAACAGCAAUUUACGACAACAAUAACAAAUAGAAAACCGAAUAUUUUUCGAUCAAAAUCUCAUCCAAGAUUAAAUGGUUUGUCUAAUGGUCCAACAACUGUCAUAGCUCCAAAUACACAGAACACUCAUACAUUAGCCAAAAUUCCAAAGCGGUUACGCCUAGUACAUUUCUGGGCAAGAACUCGAAUAUUUCAGCGUGCAUUUAUGGUAUGGAUGGUUGUUUGGAUCAGUAUGAUCGUUUACAAUUCUGGCAUUGUUGAACAUGUUAUACACUUAAGUGAAACAUUAAAAUCAGAAUCAGAUAUUGAAGGAUACACAGUAGAAAGAUCUCAAUCCUUAAAUAACUAUAUUGAAUUAAAUAGUAUAAAACCAGUAUCAAUGCCUUCAACAAUAAUUACUUCAGAUCACUUAAAUAAACAGGAUGACCUAACAAAUAAUAUUACUGAUGAAUUAAAUAAAUUAAAACCAAUGGAGUUUCCACCUUGGAAUCGUUUAUCUCUGUAUCACUGGUCUUCAAUUCUUUCAAUGUAUAAUAUCUCUGCCGCCGGAGGACGUAUAAUUAUAUUACCUGCUGUAAAAUUAUCUCAUGCUGUCAGUACACAAUUAGUGAAACAAAUCAGUAAUCCAAAUGAUGUACAACAUUUUCAAUGGCAGAGUUUUGCAACUGCUGCUCUUGAUCCGUUAGACUUCUUAGAUGUGGAAUUACCAACUAGAUCUGAAAGUCGAGGUUUUAAUGCGGAUACUCCUUUUAUUCCUUCUAGUCCAAUGGAAAUAUUCUUAGCAACAGUGUUGUGUCUCAUUAGCAUCAUUGUUGUUGCUUAUACAAUGGUUGUUCUUUAUAGAUGUGUUUGUUCAAGAAACUAUGCUGAAUGGCGAGCUAGUUGGUAUCAACCAGAGAAAGCUCCUGAUUCAACAACGCAAUUAGUUCUAGAAGCAUUGCCUAUAGUUCUUGAAGGCCAUAUUCAAGAAGUAGAAUGCAUUGCUACAGAUGGCAAUACUAUAGCCAGCACAUGUUUAGCUGGCCAUAUUAGAGUAUGGGAUGCGACGUCAGGCGAACAAUUAGUGCAUGUAGAUAGAAAACAGUUCUUUAGUAGUCCCUACAAGAAUUUGAGUCACAAAACGCCAGAUGUAGAUGAGUUAAUGUCAGAUUACGAAAGUGGUUCACCACCCUCAAGAGGGGAAAUAGAAAAUACUAAUUCAUUUGGAUUGUAUUCGGCAGCGUCGACUAUUCAUUAUAGAAAAUCUUCUCCUGGAUUAUAUAAUAUGCAUAAAGGACAGAAUUAUAUUAGCAAAAGAAACUCAAUGGGAAACACAUUGGACUAUGAUUAUCAAAUUAAUGAAUUUAAUUUGAAAGAAAGAAAAAGCGCACGUAAAAAUUUAGACAAUGUCUACGAUCUUCCAGAUUUAAAAUCAGCAAUAAAUAUUAAAUUUUCAUCCAUGAAACAGUCUCCAGUACAACAAAAUUGUGAACAAGGAUUCGAUUUUGGUAAUCAAUAUAAACAUCUUUUUGAAGAACACAAUAAGUCUAUGGAUGAACUGCGAAAUUCAGAAAGUUUAGAACAUUUAUGUAAUACUAAUGGAAAAUUAAAUUCAUCUGGUUUAAUAGAUAAUAUAUCUAUGUUAAAUACAGAUAAAAAUAUGCAAAUUGCACAUAUAGUAUCUUCCAUUUGGUGCAUGGACUAUCAAGAAAAUCUUAUAGUCGUAGGAUGCGCAAAUGGAAGUCUAGAAUUUUGGGAAGGUACUACGGGUAAAUUUAAGUGUCUAUUUGAUGAUGGAUCAGGACUUGGAAUAUCUGCUGUGAAAUUCGUAGGUAGUAGAGUAGUAGCAGCUAAAUUAAAUGGCUGUAUUGACUUCCUACAACUAGAAAGAUAUAGCGAAGGUCAACAAAUUCAUUGGGGGUUCACUUCUUAUAGAAGAACGCAUGUUAGAACAGGAAGUGCUGGUUCACCCAUGGAUAUAAAUAACAUUAUGCAAUCUGAAGAAGAUCUUCGUUGUAUGAAAAUUGGUUCUCAUAAAGCACAUCAGCAGGCAAUAACUGUACUCGAUAGUGAAGGUGGUCGCGUUUUAACUGGUAGUCAAGAUCAUACUCUAAAAGUAUAUAGAUUGGAGGAUCAGUUACCAUUAUAUACUCUUCAUGGUCAUUGUGGUCCUAUAUCUUGUUUAUUCAUCGAUAGAAUGAGUCCUAUGACUUCUGGUAGUGGAUCUCAAGAUGGUCUUUUAUGUGUCUGGGAUCUUUUAACUGGAACAUGUAUGUAUAGUAUACAAGCUCAUGAUGGUGCUGUGGCAGCUAUGGCAUGUUCUGUAUCAUAUGUAAUAAGCAUUGGUACCGAUGAGAGAUUGUGUGUAUGGGAGCGAUUUCAGGGACAUUUGCUACAUACUCUUCCAGCACAUAGAUUUGCUUAUAGUUUGCAGUUAGUCAUGUUGACACAUCAUCUACUUAUAACCAGUAAUCAGGGAUCACUAGUAGUUUGGGACGUCCGAACUGGGGAGCCAGUGCGUGAAGUAAGGUUGGGUCAUAAAGAUAGUUGUAUUUUUAUAAAGCAAAUGUUAGUGUUAAGGGAUAGUGUAGUAUGUGAUUUUGGUCGACAACUGCGAAUAGUCAGGUUCCCAUUGGUUUCCGAUAAAUUAGAUUAAGAUCUAAUUUAUAUGCACCAUUGUAUAUAGCUAUUUCGUUUCGUAUUUAAUUUUAAUAUUUGAAAAAAAUCCUACCAUUUAUGGGGAUAUAGAUUUUUACAUGAUGUACAUUUUAUAUUUAAAAACUAUCAUACACGCACUUUUAAUAUGAAUUUUUUUAUAUUACUGACAUCAUAGCCUUAUAUAAUAAGUAUUCUACUCUAUCAUGACAAUUUAAGAGAUACACAAAUAUAUUUAUCUCUUGUCACAAUCUAUAUCUGUAGAUGAAGUAUUAUAGAAAAUUUUAAUCAAUUUUCGGAAUUAUUUGUAUACAUUUAAAUUUGAAAUACUAUAAAAUGAAAAAUAUAUAGUUAAAGGCAAUGAUACAAAAAUAAAGUUAAAAUAAAUCAUAUUUUUAGAUAAUUGAACUAGAAAAGCUUUUGAUAUCCGUUAAUUGUCAAAAAAAAAAAAAAAUGGCUGUGCUAUAUUUCAAAAUAUCUGUUUUGUUUCACAGCGUGAUUUAGAAGCAUUUUUAAAUAAACGAUGAUUGUUAUCUUUUUUUCUAUUUGAUUUUUUAAAACAGAUUCGAUAUACGAAGAAGUUGCAUUUGUUAAAUUGUUAAACACAGAUAUGAGCUGGAUAUCACUUCUGUGUUAGAAAAACAAAUAUAUAAUGUUAGUUAAUUAUGAAAUCAUUUAUCAUAUAAACAAUAUGUGUAUUGAUUCAUCAAAAGAUUUAAAGAUUUCAAAUUCAGAAUUCUUAUUAAUAUUAAACAAAGAAUUUAUAUUGAGUAUCGAAUGUUUAAUAUAUAGAGAGAUCUAUUUUCGUUUUUAUGCAAUUUUAUUACACGCACCACGGUCUAAGAGUGCCUUUAUUCCUUUUAUAUUUAGUCCAACUA